This is a messenger RNA of Acinonyx jubatus (cheetah), 8963 nucleotides long. RefSeq names its product solute carrier family 4 member 7 (gene SLC4A7). Gene Ontology annotation, cellular component: apical plasma membrane; plasma membrane; basolateral plasma membrane. The record is from RefSeq and is a predicted model, not a curated record. Gene Ontology annotation, biological process: transmembrane transport; regulation of intracellular pH; monoatomic anion transport. The transcript is spliced from 26 exons. Lineage: Eukaryota; Metazoa; Chordata; Mammalia; Carnivora; Felidae. Bases 3766 to 7515 code for a protein of 1249 amino acids. Gene Ontology annotation, molecular function: sodium:bicarbonate symporter activity; solute:inorganic anion antiporter activity; monoatomic anion transmembrane transporter activity.
AUAGGUCUUCAGUGAAUUUAAGAUUACAUUUUGGGAAAUAGAUAUUUCUAUAGAAAAUGCCAUUUAUUUGCUUUGUUAAAGUAAAGACUUUGAUGGUACCGGGGAGCAAAUGUGUCUAUCCAAAAAGAAUGUGUUUAAUUUAAUUGAGAUUAUAUGUUAUAUGAAUUUCGUAGACAUUUUUUCAUUCAUGUUCAGUUAGAAUUUUGUUUUAAUCAUUUCUGGUUGGAAAUUUUUUUCCUUACAUUUCUUUUUUUUUUUUUUAAUGUUUUUAUUUAUUUUUGAGACAGAGAGAGAGCAUGAGUGGGGAAGGGGCAGAGAGAGAGGGAGACACAGAAUCUGAAACAGGCUCCAGGCUCUGAGCUGUCAGCACAGAGCCUGACGCGGGGCCCGAACUCACAGAGUGUGAGAUCAUGACCUGAGCUGAAGUCGGACACUUAACCAACUGAGCCACCCAGGCGCCCCUUCCUUACAUUUCUUUAUGCAUAGUUGGAGUAGAGGAAAAGCAUGGGCCAAGAAAGACUAGUUUUGAAUCCUAAACCUAUUGCUUACCAGAUCUGUGACUUUGCAGAAGUAAUUUAACAUCUCUGAGCUUUAGUUAGAGUUGGGAGGAUUUAAUGAAAUAUCUGAAGGUUAAAUGUGCUAUAGAAAAAUAGGAUAUAUGCAAUCGUGUUUAGCAUAGUUUUGGCACAUAAUAGGUGCUCAAUAAGUAUUUUUAUUAUUUUCUAGAAACCCAGAAUAACAGAAUGAUACUUUUUAGUCUUCGUUCUUUAAAAUGUUUGUUGGGGGCGCCUGGGUGACUCAACUGGGUAAGUGUCCGACUUCAGCUCAGGUCAUGAUCUCACAGUUCGUGAGUUCGAGUCCUAGGGCUGUUGCUGUCAGUACAGAGCCUGCUUCAGGUCCUCUGUUUCCCUCUCUCUGUCCCUCCCUGGUUUCUGUUCUCUUUCUCUCUCUCAAAAAUAAAAAAAUAUUAAAAAAAAAACUUUUUACAGUUCUUAAAAAAAUAAAUAAAAUGUUACACAAACAUCAUCAUAAACUAAAAAGAAUAUAAUCCACUCACAACACUUUAUUUACUUAUUCAUUAUUUACUUAUCUAUUUUUAAGUCAACGCUGUGCUCUGUGUGGGGCUUCAACUCAUGACCCCAAGACCAAGAGUCACAUGCUGCACAGACCGAGCCAGCCAGGUGCCCCCUCACCCACAGUUUUUAAUUCUAUAUUUUAAACAUAAAGCCUUUUGCAGUGCUUUAGCAGUGCUGUCCAUGGACCCCUGCCAGUCCCUGAGAUCAGGGGAUCUGUAAGGUCAAAACUAUUUUUAUAGUAGUGCUAAGACAUUAUUUGCUUUUUCCACUGUUUUGGAAUUUGUAUUGAUGGUGCAGACACAAUGAUGAGUGAAAUGAUGGGUCUCUUAGCCCAACACAAGGCAGAGGUACCAAACCGCACUGGGAGGCAUUCUCUGUUUAAAAAGGGAAAUGAAUUUUUCACUUAAGGAUGUCCUGAUGAAGCACUAUUUUAGUAAAUCUGAACCUUUGAGUGCACACUGCUUUAAUAUUCUGAAUGAGAAAAUAGGAAGUAUGCAUGAAAACACUUUCUGCUACAUACUGAAGUACCAGUAAUUGUCUGGAGUAAAAAACACUGGUGUGAUUGCUUGAAAUGUGAGUUCAAACUAGCUGCCUUUUUACUUGAAAGAAAAACUGCAGACUAAACUGUGGUUUAUUCAGACUUCACAUUUGGCAGAUAUUUCUUUAAAAAGCUAUGAAAUGAGUGAACCUGCCACUUCAGGAAAAACAGCUGGUAAUAUUUGUUACCAGUGAUAAUAAAUCUAGCUUUCAUGAUAAAAAAGGAAAUUUGGAAAACGUGUCUGCCAGCCUGACCUUGUCAGUUUCUUAGUAGUUGAAUGUCUCUGAUAAGAUUACUGAUAUUAACAAGUGUAAUUUUUUAAAAAUUGCAUAAUGAAAUGUGAACUUUGGAAAGUUUCUAGUACCCAGUGAAAACAUAUUUUGCAAAUGGGUGAGCCAUUCAAAGUGCGUGAUAGACCAGUGGAUUUCAGUAUACAAUGUGUAACAACAUUCAUUUGUUUUAUUUGUUUUAAUAUAUUUCUUUAUUUUUAAGAGAGACAGAGUGUGAGAGGGGGAGGUGCAGAGAGAGAGGGAGACACAGAAUCUGAAACAGGCUCCAGGCUCUGAGCUGUCAGCACAGAGCCCGCUGUGGGGCUCGAACUCAAAAACUGUGAGAUCAUGACCUGAGCCGAAGUUGGUCGCUUAACUGAUUGAGCCACCCAGGUGCCCAUCAUUUGAAAUUGUUUUAGAUUCCACCUUGCAAACUGACAUUUAAGCAAUGACUAUUUUUGGGAUGCCUGGCUGGCUCAGUAGAGCCAUGUGACUCAAUUUCAGGGUCCUGAUCUCUACCUUGGGUGUAAAGCUUACUUCUAAAUAAACAAACAAACAAAUAAAUAAGGAAAAAAAGACUAGUUCUUAAGUUUGGUGAUAGGUAUCAAAGAGGAACAUCCACCUUACUUGAAAAGAAUAUUAAAACACUCUUCCCCUUUCCAACAGUAUUAUGUGAACCGGGAAUUUUUUUUUUUUUUUAGUUGUGUAUUUUGAGAGAGAGCUCGCGUGCAUGCACACACAUACACGUGCGUGCACACACAGACACACACACACAUACGAGCGAGUAGGGGAGGAGCAGAGAGGAGAGAGAGAAUCCCAGGCUGACCCCGUGCUGUCCAUGCAGAGCGUGACACGAGGAUCGAUCUCAUGAGCUGCGAGAUCGUGCUUGAGCAGAAAUGAAGAGUUGGACGCUUAAUCGACUGAGCCACCCAGGCUCCCCAACCCGGGAUUUUUUAUAUAAUUCAAUCAAAUAAAUCGUAUCCUCGAUUAGAGAAGUGGAUGUGAAAAUCUAGUUGUCUUCUAAUAAGUCAGAUAUUAGAGAUGACCAAAAAUGUAAAAGCCUUUUUUCUCACUAAAUAUUUUAUUUUUGGAAAUGAUUAUGUUUCAAUAAUGUUAUUUACGUUAACAUGCAAUGAUUUUAUUGUUUUAAGUUGAAUUUAAAUAUUUUAAAGCUUUCUCAGUUUUACUUCCACUAUGAUAAAUACAGGUGUUAAACUUGUGUAAACAAAGGCCCUUUGAGGUCUUCUGUCAUUUUUAGAGUGUAAGAUUUUGAGUCUGAAAGUUGGAGCAGUGCUUCUCAUUUCCUUUUUUCUCACUUAGCUGUUAUCCAUAUGAAUACUUCAUUUUGGUUAGAAUAAUUAUAAACCAUAAUAUGAUUUCCUCGUCUUGCUAUUAAUAUAGUUACACCAAGUUGGCAUAAAUGUGGUAAUGAUAAGACGAGACUUUUUUUUCGAUGAAAACAUCUUUGGGUCUUAACUGAAAUUAAGUGAAAGGGCUAGAUUUAACCAGCAGUGUUGUUGGCAGUUUUUCCUUCCCUCCCUCCAGUCAUCCCCAUAUAGCUUUAGAGUAUGUUGUCUUUCGAACUAACCUUGCAGAAAGGUUUCCGUUGAAAACUGAUGGCUUUGUUUCUCUUUUGGUGUUUUCAGUUACAACUAAAUGUGUGUAUUAUGCUUGGAGUCUCUUCUGUGACCCUGUAUAAGUUAUUAGCUUGGAAGAUUAGGUAACGUAGAAGACUGUGAUUGGCUGUACCAUGAGAGCAACUUAGAAGAGUUCAUCUGUGCAAAGCACAGUGACCUAAAUCAGAUAUGUACUCACUGUCCCUGGAAUCUUCAAGGGACUUAACAGCAUUACGUUGUCAAAGACAAGGCAUUUAUACGUUACCAUGGAAAGAUUUCGCCUGGAGAAGAAGUUACCUGGUCCUGAUGAAGAAGCCGUUGUGGAUCUUGGCAAAACCAGCUCAACUGUGAACACCAAGUUUGAAAAAGAAGAACUAGAAAGUCAUCGAGCUGUUUAUAUUGGUGUUCACGUCCCGUUUAGUAAAGAGAGUCGUCGGCGUCACAGGCACCGGGGACACAAACAUCACCACCGGAGGAGAAAAGAUAAAGAAUCAGAUAAAGAAGAUGGACGGGAGUCUCCUUCCUAUGACACACCAUCCCAAAGAGUUCAGUUCAUUCUUGGCACUGAAGAUGAUGAUGAAGAGCACAUUCCGCAUGACCUCUUUACGGAAAUGGAUGAACUGUGUUACAGAGAUGGAGAAGAGUACGAAUGGAAAGAAACCGCCAGAUGGCUGAAAUUUGAAGAGGAUGUUGAAGAUGGCGGUGACCGGUGGAGUAAACCUUAUGUGGCAACUCUCUCUUUGCAUAGUCUUUUUGAACUCAGAAGUUGCAUCUUAAAUGGAACAGUCAUGCUGGAUAUGAGAGCAAGCACUCUAGAUGAAAUAGCAGAUAUGGUAUUGGACAACAUGAUAGCCUCUGGCCAACUGGAUGAGUCCAUAAGAGAAAAUGUCAGAGAAGCUCUUUUGAAGAGACAUCAUCAUCAGAAUGAGAAAAGAUUCACCAGUAGGAUUCCCCUUGUGCGAUCUUUUGCAGAUAUAGGCAAGAAACAUUCUGACCCUCACUUGCUUGAAAGGAAUGGGGAAGGCCUGUCAGCCUCCCGCCACUCUUUGCGAACAGGCCUGUCCGCCUCAAACCUUUCCCUGAGAGGAGAGUCGCCUUUCUCCCUUCUUCUCAGUCAUCUUCUUCCUUCUUCAAGAGCUGGAAGCCCUGCAGGCUCAAGGUGUCCAACCCCAGUACCCACCCCUCAGCACAGCCCUCCUUCCAGCCCUAGCGUCAGUCGCCCGACCUCCAGAAGUUCCCAGCAGAGUCAGCCUCAGGCCCCAGAGCUGCUGGUCUCACCUGCCAGUGAUGCUGUCCCCACAGUAGUAAUUCAUCCGCCCGAGGAAGACUCGGCAGCGCCCACAGGCCAGGAGCAGAAGGCUGAGGACAAUGUUGGCAUGACUCCAGGUGUUUUGGCCUCUCCACAGUCUGCACCUGGAAACUUGGAUAAUAGUAAAAGUGGAGAAAUUAAAGGUAAUGGAAGUGGAGGAAGCAGAGAAAAUAGUACCGUUGACUUCAGCAAGGUUGAUAUGAAUUUCAUGAGAAAAAUUCCUUCAGGAGCCGAGGCAUCCAAUGUUCUGGUGGGAGAAGUAGACUUUUUGGAAAGACCUAUAAUUGCAUUUGUGAGACUGGCCCCUGCUGUUCUCCUCUCGGGGUUGACUGAGGUCCCUGUUCCUACCAGGUUUUUGUUUCUGUUAUUGGGUCCAGCAGGCAAGGCACCACAGUACCAUGAAAUUGGAAGAUCAAUAGCCACUCUCAUGACAGAUGAGAUUUUUCAUGAUGUAGCCUAUAAAGCAAAAGACAGAAACGACCUCUUAUCUGGAAUUGAUGAAUUUUUAGAUCAAGUAACUGUCCUACCUCCAGGAGAGUGGGACCCUUCCAUACGCAUAGAGCCACCAAAAAGUGUUCCUUCUCAGGAAAAGAGGAAGAUUCCUGUAUUUCCCAAUGGAUCUGCCCCCAGCUCGGGUGAGACACCUAACGAGGCCGGUCAUCAUGCCGGGCCUGAGCUGCAAAGGACUGGACGGCUUUUUGGUGGUUUGAUACUUGACAUCAAAAGGAAAGCACCUUUUUUCUUGAGUGACUUCAAGGAUGCAUUAAGUCUACAGUGCCUGGCCUCGAUUCUUUUCCUAUACUGUGCCUGUAUGUCUCCUGUAAUCACUUUUGGAGGGCUGCUUGGAGAAGCUACAGAAGGCAGAAUAAGUGCAAUAGAGUCUCUUUUUGGAGCAUCAUUAACUGGGAUUGCCUAUUCGUUGUUUGCUGGGCAACCUCUAACAAUAUUGGGGAGCACAGGUCCAGUUUUAGUGUUUGAAAAAAUUUUAUUUAAGUUCUGCAGAGAUUAUCAGCUUUCCUAUCUGUCUUUAAGAACCAGUAUUGGUCUGUGGACUUCCUUCUUGUGCAUUGUUUUGGUUGCAACAGAUGCGAGCAGCCUUGUGUGCUAUAUCACUCGAUUUACAGAGGAGGCUUUUGCAGCUCUUAUUUGCAUCAUAUUCAUCUACGAGGCUUUGGAGAAGCUCUUCCACUUAGGAGAAAUAUAUGCAUUUAAUAUGCACAACAACUUAGAUAAACUGACCAGCUACUCAUGUGUAUGUGUUGAACCCUCCAACCCUAGCAAUGAAACCCUCAAGGUGUGGAAGGAAAAGAAUUUAACAGCACAUGAUAUUUCCUGGGAGAAUCUCACUGUUUCUGAAUGUAAAACCUUUCAUGGUGUGUUUGUAGGGUCAGCCUGUGGUCUUCAUGGACCUUAUAUUCCAGAUGUGCUCUUUUGGAGUGUCAUCUUAUUUUUCACAACAUUUUUUCUGUCUUCAUUCCUCAAGCAAUUUAAGACCAAGCGGUAUUUUCCUACCAAGGUGCGAUCGACAAUCAGUGACUUUGCUGUAUUUCUCACAAUAGUAAUAAUGGUUGCAAUUGACUACCUUGUAGGAGUUCCAUCUCCUAAACUUCAUGUUCCUGAAAAAUUUGAGCCUACUGAUCCAAGUAGGGGCUGGAUCAUAAGCCCGUUGGGAGAAAAUCCUUGGUGGACUUUGUUAAUAGCUGCUAUCCCAGCUCUGCUUUGUACCAUUCUCAUCUUUAUGGAUCAACAGAUUACAGCUGUCAUCAUAAACAGAAAGGAGCACAAAUUGAAGAAAGGAGCUGGCUAUCACCUUGAUUUGCUCAUGGUUGGUGUUAUGUUGGGCGUCUGCUCUAUCAUGGGACUUCCGUGGUUUGUGGCUGCAACAGUGUUGUCAAUAAGUCACGUCAACAGCUUAAAAGUUGAAUCUGAAUGUUCUGCUCCAGGGGAACAACCCAAGUUUUUGGGAAUUCGUGAACAGCGAGUUACAGGGCUAAUGAUUUUUAUUCUCAUGGGCCUGUCUGUGUUCAUGACUUCAGUGCUAAAGUUUAUUCCCAUGCCUGUCCUAUAUGGCGUUUUCCUUUACAUGGGAGUUUCCUCAUUAAAAGGAAUCCAGUUCUUUGACCGUAUAAAAUUAUUUGGAAUGCCUGCUAAGCAUCAGCCCGAUCUGAUAUACCUUCGCUACGUGCCUCUCUGGAAGGUCCAUAUCUUCACGGUCAUUCAGCUUACUUGUCUGGUUCUUUUGUGGGUGAUAAAAGCUUCAGCCGCUGCGGUAGUUUUUCCCAUGAUGGUUCUCGCAUUAGUUUUUGUACGCAAACUCAUGGAUCUGUGUUUCACAAAGAGAGAACUUAGUUGGCUUGAUGAUCUCAUGCCAGAAAGUAAGAAAAAGAAAGAAGAUGACAAAAAGAAAAAAGAGAAAGAGGAAGCUGAACGGAUGCUUCAAGCUGAUGACGACACUGUGCACCUUCCAUUUGAAGGAGGAAGUCUCUUACAGAUUCCGGUUAAAGCCCUGAAAUAUAGUGUUGAUCCCUCAGUUGUUAACAUAUCAGAUGAAAUGGCCAAAACUGCACAAUGGAAGGCACUUUCCAUGAAUACUGAGAAUGCCAAAGUAACCAGGCCUAACACGAGCCCUGAAAAGCCUGUCAGUGUGAAAAUAAAUUUUGAAGAUGAACCAACAAAGAAAUACAUGGAUGCUGAAACUUCAUUAUAGAAUUGAACCAAGAGGAACUAUAUAUAUAGCUAUACAGCUAUAUAUAUAUUUUAUUAUAUGUAUAUAUAUAAAAUGUGUGUAUUUCAUGUCACUAUAUAUAACAAUAUCGUAUGUCAUGCUAUUUAAUGCGUGACUACUGAGUUUUUGAGGUAGAGUCUGAAGUUUGCUAGGAACACCAUGGAGACUGUGUAUAUGAUGAAAUAGUCUUUUAGAAAUGAGGUACAUGGUUCUUAACUCUUCAAAUAUUUAUUUUGUUGGAAAAACAUUUUGUGUUCUGCGGUAGAAAGAUAUGGGGAAAUGCAUUCAAUCUGCUUUCCUUGAAAUCUCUUUGUCCAUCAGUGGUAAUUCAUACCAACCUUAAAUGACGUACUUUGUCCAUAUAUUUAUAAUUUUUACUUGAGUUACUAAAAAUUUUUGCAUAUUAUUUCACUUCUGUUCGUUCUUUAUGGGAAGAACAGGGAGUCUUUAUGCCAGUGUUGUGGGACAAAUGUAACAUGUCACGGCUUCUCUGCAUGUGUGUUUCAUUUAUGCAGAUAAUCUGUAUGUUUCAUAAGCAGUGGAGAUUUCUUGGCUAUAAAGGUGGAACAAUAGAAAUUUUCUAGCUAAGAACUAUAGUUUUGACAUUUAUGUGUUUAAAAUUUAUUUUAAAUCUUAAAACUCCACAUUUAGGUUUAUAUUCCAAUAGACAAGUAAAAUUGCAGGUGAUUUUAUAAUUUAACCUAUAGCAGUCAUAACUUUAUGGAUUUUAGAAGCUGUAAAAUGCAAAUUUAUAAUAGUUAAGCUUUGUUGCCUUUAUAGAAAUAUUUUCUGAAUCCUAAUGCUUUAUCAGAGCCCAGAAUGCCCACUCUGUUCUCUGCCUUUGCUGUCUUUUACUUAAAAUGUGGUUUAGUUUGUAUCAGGUUCAGGUCCUUGAUUAUUUUUCUAUUACAAGUAAUAUGAGGAAAUAAUCAGGAGUCAGAAUUCUCUUAAUGGGUUUAUGAUCAGUAUUACUUUAUUCUAAAGAAUUACCUUUCAUUUUCUUGUUUACGUUGUUAUUCUUUCUAUUGUAUAGAUACUAUUUAAUAGAUUGUUAUGUGAUUGCAUUUUAAAAUAUUUUAUUUAUUUUAAUUGAUAUACUUAAAUAUUAUAUAAACAUUUGAAAAGAUAACAAAUACAGAGUAAUUUAAAUUGUUAAUGUAAAUAGUUGGUGCUCACUUGCAUUUAUGGUUUAUUAUCUGAAAGCAGUUGACAGAUUUUACAUCUUUGAUAUAAAGCACUGCCAUAUUUGUAUUUUAAAAGGAAUUUAGACAUUUUAUGUAUAGCUCAGAUUGAUGGCAUUCUUUCUAGUUUGUGUUAGUAUUGUUGUUUUUGCUUUUCUGAGCUGCCUUUUUAACUUCUAGCACAUCUUUUUAGCCAUCUUUUAUAUACUCUUAGCUCUACAUGAAAUAAAUAAAUGUUGUUCUUGUUAA